Molecule: messenger RNA, 634 nt
Organism: Esox lucius (northern pike)
Lineage: Eukaryota; Metazoa; Chordata; Actinopteri; Esociformes; Esocidae
Product: zinc finger BED domain-containing protein 1-like
Exons: 1
Coding region: 31-582 (183 amino acids)
Molecular function (GO): protein dimerization activity
Source: RefSeq, a predicted model, not a curated record
AAGUCCAUUAAAGUGAAAAUCCUGGAUUACAUGAAUACAAAGUAUGAUGACCCAGGAACACAAGAACUUCUGGACAUCGCAUCCUUCAUGGACCCCAGGUUCAAGGUCACCUACAUCAGCAGUGAAAAAGUUGAGGACAUCAAGAGCAGGAUCAUGUCAGAAAUGAAAGACUCUGCACAGAAGGAGGGGACACAUUCUGAGAACACAGAGGCCCAGACCAUGGAGCCACCCAGCGAAAAAAAAACAAAGCGAUCAUUGGGAAGUUUGCUCAAAACAAAUCCAAGCCCCACUCCAACAGCAUCUUUCAUGCAUCUGGAGCAAGCUGUUGAAGCUGAACUUAACAGCUACUUGUUCUCCCCCACCAUUCACAGUGAAGCCGACCCUUUGGCCUGGUGGAAACUCCACCAGGUCACCUACCCUAAGCUGACCAAACUUGCUCGGAAGUAUCUUUGUAUACCUGCAACUAGUUCUCCCUCCGAGAGGCUCUUCAGCACUUCAGGGAAUGUAGUAACAUGUCAACGAACAUGUUUGAAACCUAGCAAAGUUAACAUGCUGGUUUUCUUGGCCAAGAACUUGCCCUAAAGAGAUCUUUUUUUGCUGGUUAUAUGAGCCAUACAGUUAUUUAAAAUUUUCG